Molecule: messenger RNA, 2189 nt
Organism: Castor canadensis (American beaver)
Lineage: Eukaryota; Metazoa; Chordata; Mammalia; Rodentia; Castoridae
Source: RefSeq, a predicted model, not a curated record
UAGGAUUUUCUGCCGUUUUAUGGCAAAAAUGGCCACUAGUGAUGCUGUUCUAAAGAGACUGGAACAGAAGGGUGCAGAAGCAGAUCAAAUUAUUGAGUAUCUUAAGCAUCAAGUUGCUCUUCUUAAGGAGAAGGCAGUUUUGCAGGCAACCUUGAGAGAAGAAAAGAAACUUCGAGUUGAAAAUGCUAAACUGAAGAAAGAAAUUGAAGAACUGAAACAAGAGCUGAUUCAGGCAGAAAUUCAGAAUGGAGUGAAGCAAAUACCAUUCCCAUCUGGUACUCCACAGCAAGCUAAUUCUGUGGUUUCUGAAAAUGUGAUGCAACCUACACCAACAACAACCAUCUCUUCUGUUCUCAAAGAGCAGAUAAAAAAAGAGGGAGGAGAAGAAAAGAAGGUGAAGGAGAAAACUGAAAAGAAAGGAGAAAAGAAGGAGAAAAAACAGCAACCAUUAGCAGGAAGUGCUGAUUCUAAGCCUAUAGAUGUAUCCCGUCUGGAUCUUCGAAUUGGUUGCAUCAUUACUGCCAAAAAACACCCUGAUGCAGAUUCUUUGUAUGUAGAAGAAGUAGAUGUUGGAGAAACAGCCCCAAGAACAGUUGUCAGUGGGCUAGUGAAUCAUGUUCCUCUUGAACAGAUGCAAAAUCGGAUGGUGAUUUUACUUUGUAACCUGAAACCUGCAAAGAUGCGGGGAGUACUAUCUCAAGCAAUGGUGAUGUGUGCUAGCUCACCAGAGAAAGUAGAAAUUUUGGCUCCUCCUAAUGGAUCUGUUCCUGGAGACAGAAUUACUUUCGAUGCUUUCCCUGGAGAGCCUGACAAGGAGCUGAAUCCUAAGAAGAAGAUUUGGGAGCAGAUCCAGCCUGACCUGUGCACUAAUGAUGAGUGUGUGGCCACAUAUAAAGGAGCUCCCUUUGAAGUGAAAGGAAAGGGUGUGUGUAGAGCUCAAACCAUGGCCAACAGUGGAAUCAAAUAAGAUACAAUGCUUCUGUUACUGAACUACACUGGAGAAAGCUUUAAUAAUAAUAAAAAGGAAUAUAUUUGUCACUUAUACAUAAAAUAUGGCUGGCUUCUUUUGUAUUACUUCUCUUUAACAAUUAACUAGUCUUUUUCCUGGCCUCCAUUACUUUUAAUUGAUUAGAGAAGUACUACAUUUUUACCUAUGGUUUUGAGAAUUUAUAUUGGAAGAAAUUGCAUAUGGUUUUUUUAGUGGGGAUGCUGAUUAGCAGGUUGUUUUUUCUUUCUACAUGUAGAUAACUUGAGCUAGUUUAAUAAAGUUUAGUCCAUUAUUUGUAGGCACAUUAUACAUGAAACUUCAAGCCCUUGGAAAUUGAGUAUAUUGUAUACCUGAAUUAUAAAUGUCCUCUUCCCUGGGACUGAUGGAGUGGCUCAAGUGGUAGAGCUCAGGCCUAGCAACCGUGAGGCCCUGAGUUAAACCCCGGUACUGGGAAAAAAAAAAUGGCAAGCUAGUUUAUUUACCUGAUACUAUAAUUACAUUGAAAAUGACCACGUUUAUUCUCAAAGCCAAACAUAAAAACUAGGAAACAUGACAUUUGGAACAUUGUAAUUUGCUGCCGAUAACCUUGAUUUAUAAUCGAGUUGUUUUUUAAAAAACUGAAAUUUCCAAUUCUGUAUUGUGCUUUUUCUUUCCACUUAGGAAGACAAUUAGUAAUAAAUUUUUGACUAGAAUACUUAACGUUGGUGUAUUUUGUUUUUUGCAUGCCAUGAUAGUGUCAAAAUAUAAAAGAAUUUAGUAUUUUGCCAAAACUUGACAUACAGAGAUAUGUGUUAUUGUCAAACCCUGUUUUCACUCAUCUUACAAAUACUGUAGGAACCAUAAAAAUCAACAAGAAUUAUGUGUCAAGUUCACCAACCUUAUAGACAUUUUUUGAAAAAAACACAACAUUUAGUGUUGUAGAUAUUUACAUUCUCCAGUAAGAGAGAGAUGAAAACAAAAACCAACCCCAACUGUACAACAACCCAGCAAGUUACAAAAGAUAUAAAGUUAAUUAAAUCUGGGGUGGAGGAGAAAGCUGUGGUGGGCCAGAAAGUAGUACCAUUGUAAAAUGUUAUCUCUUCAUUCUGAAAAGCUGAAUAUGAGCAGAGCAUUAUUAGCAUCUAAUAAUAUUAACAUCUGAUAAUGCAAAAUGAAUUUCCAGUUUGUAUUAAAGAUAAGUUUUGGCAUAAUAAAGACUUUU